Messenger RNA from Populus trichocarpa (black cottonwood), 1483 nucleotides. Its product is annotated as polycomb group protein FIE1. The transcript is spliced from 13 exons. Gene Ontology annotation, molecular function: protein binding; nucleosome binding. Lineage: Eukaryota; Viridiplantae; Streptophyta; Magnoliopsida; Malpighiales; Salicaceae. Gene Ontology annotation, biological process: negative regulation of transcription by RNA polymerase II. Gene Ontology annotation, cellular component: ESC/E(Z) complex. The coding region runs from base 150 to 1265 and encodes 371 amino acids. The record is from RefSeq and is a predicted model, not a curated record.
AAGGUUGACACGACAUGUCAUUCAUACACAUUACCCUUCUGCCCAGCUUCCUGAACAUCACAAGCCUGAUUAGUGAUUAAUCAAAUCUCCCAGUUCCUGAACUGGAAGCCAAAAAAAACCCUCAAAGAAGCGAUUUUGGGGAAUCGAAAAUGGCAAAAAUCGCGUUAGGCUGCGAGCCAGUAGUAGGGUCACUAACCCCAUCAAAGAAGAGAGAGUAUAGACUCACCAACAGACUCCAAGAAGGCAAAAGGCCUUUAUAUGCUGUUGUUUUUAACUUCAUCGACUCGCGCUACUUCAAUGUCUUUGCCACUGUCGGUGGCAACCGGGUGACUGUUUAUCAAUGUCUUGAUGAGGGAGUUAUAGCAGUAUUGCAGUCUUAUGUUGAUGAAGAUAAGGAUGAGUCUUUUUAUACGGUGAGCUGGGCAUGCAACAUUGAUGGUGCACCAUUCGUUGUGGCAGGAGGAAUCAAUGGUAUCAUGCGUGUCAUCAAUGCCAGCAAUGAGGAGAUACACAAGAGUUUUGUUGGGCAUGGGGACUCGAUAAAUGAAAUCCGGACUCAGCCACUGAAACCAUCACUUGUGAUAUCUGCAAGCAAAGAUGAAUCAGUUCGGUUGUGGAAUGUUCAUACUGGAAUUUGCAUUUUGAUAUUUGCUGGAGCUGGUGGUCACCGCAAUGAAGUUUUGAGUGUGGAUUUCCAUCCUUCAGACAUAUAUCGCAUUGCUAGUUGUGGCAUGGACAACACCGUUAAGAUUUGGUCAAUGAAAGAGUUUUGGACAUAUGUAGAGAAAUCUUUUACAUGGACAGAUUGUCCUUCAAAGUUCCCCACAAAAUAUGUGCAGUUUCCAGUGUUCAUAGCUUCAGUUCAUUCAAACUACGUUGAUUGUAAUCGGUGGCUUGGUGAUUUUAUGCUGUCAAAGAGUGUUGAUAAUGAGAUUGUGCUAUGGGAACCCAAAAUGAAGGAACAGUCUCCUGGAGAGGGUACUGCCGACAUCCUUCAAAAAUACCCCGUUCCAGAAUGUGAUAUCUGGUUCAUCAAAUUUUCCUGUGAUUUCAAUUACAAUGCAGCUGCCAUAGGGAAUAGGGAAGGGAAGAUCUAUGUUUGGGAACUGCAAAGCAGCCCCCCUGUUCUCAUAGCAAGGCUAUCUCAUGCUCAGUCCAAAUCUCCAGUUAGACAGACUGCAAUGUCCUUUGAUGGAAGCACCAUCCUUAGCUGCUGUGAGGAUGGGUCAAUAUGGCGCUGGGAUUCAAUACCACCACCUUCCUAAAGUUUAUAUCCAAGUGGUCCCUUGGGAGAUUUGCUGUCACAGUUGACCUGCUUUAGUUGACUGGUUUAAGGCUAAUGUAACUUAUUUGGAAUUCUAACAGCUAUUUGACCCGUGAUUAGUUGUGGGUUGCAUAUUUUUUAAAAAAGAAAAAUGAAUAUGUAAACUUUUUCAACAUAUUUUUUAUAUAAAAAAAUUAAAAAUAUAAAUUAAAAUGUUUA